Cinclus cinclus is the source of this 3992-nucleotide messenger RNA. RefSeq names its product KN motif and ankyrin repeat domains 1 (gene KANK1). Gene Ontology annotation, biological process: negative regulation of actin filament polymerization. NCBI's taxonomy places the organism in Eukaryota, Metazoa, Chordata, Aves, Passeriformes, Cinclidae. Gene Ontology annotation, cellular component: cytoplasm; cytoskeleton. Gene Ontology annotation, molecular function: protein binding. The transcript has 10 exons. The coding region runs from base 429 to 3992 and encodes 1187 amino acids. The record is from RefSeq and is a predicted model, not a curated record.
AAAAAGAGGAAGUUACUAUAAAUGGAGAAGAUGAAAAAGAACGGAAAGAUCCCUAUUUUGUGGAAACACCUUAUGGAUACCAGCUAGACUUGGAUUUUCUGAAGUACGUGGAUGAUAUACAAAAGGGGAAUACCAUUAAGAAACUAAAUAUACGAAAGAGGAAGAAAGCUGCACCAGCCUUGGUGGGUACCAGGAACUCUGGUGGCCAGUGCAGUGGCUGGACCUCCACAGAGUCUCUCUCUUCAUCAAACAGUGAUGAGAACAAGCAGUCUUUGGCAACAAGGAGUCAAGUAACCUUGUCCGUCCCUGCAAAACCCUCGGUUUCCUUUGAAGUAUCUCCUACUUACUUAACUGUUCCAGAGAUUAAACAGCUGCCGCCUCCCUCCCCUCAGCCUCCUCGGCACAACCUCCUUGUAACAAAAACCCUCAUGGAAACAAGGAGGCGACUGGAGCAGGAGAGGAUGAUGCAGGUCACACCUGGAGAUGUCCGCAGGCCUCGACUCUCCAGCUUUGGAGGCAUGGGCUCCACGAGCUCUCUCCCCUCUUUUGUGGGAUCCAGUGGGUACAGUCACGUGUCUCAGCACCUGCAGAACGGGUAUCAGGGGAACGGUGACUAUGGUGCCUGUUUCAGCUCCUCGUUGGGCAGUUCCAUUCGUCACAGCCCCAUGAGCUCAGGAAUAUCCACACCGGUCACCAAUGUGAGCCCGGUGCAUCUGCAGCACAUCAGGGAGCAAAUGGCAGUUGCCCUCAAGCGUCUCAAGGAGCUUGAGGAGCAAGUCAAGACUAUUCCUGUGCUGCAGGUCAAAAUUUCAGUGUUGCAGGAGGAGAAGAGGCACAUGAUGGCUGAACUCAAAAACCACAGGAAAGCCACUCAAAAUGACACAUACGGUUUUAGAAAGCGAUCCUAUAGUGCAGGAAAUGCCGAGCAGUGGGAACACAUGUCUCAGGUGAGAAGAGGUGGAGAACUGUAUAUAGACUGUGAGGAAGAGAUGGAGAGUAUGGAGCAGAGCUCUCAGAGGAUAGAGGAGUUCAGGGCGCUGACUGCUGAGAUGCAAGCCUUGGAGAAAAAAAUCCAAGAUAGUAACUAUGAAAGUCCAGCAAAUCUUCGGGUGAACAGAGAAAGCCUGACAAAAGAAGCCCGAUCUGUUGCUGUGGGUGCUGAUGAGAACAUGAACGAUGUUGUUAUAUACAACAAAUCUGCGAGGCAACACAAAGAAGUAGCUGUGGGAACAGAGAAAGAAAUGAGGGAGUGUGGAGUUGGGGUGACAGAGGCCAUGCUUGGAUUGUCUACAGAGGCUGAGAAAGAGAUAGAGCUUCAGCAGCAGACCAUUGAAGCCCUUAAGGAGAAGAUUUACAGACUAGAAGUUCAGUUAAAGGAAACCACCCAUGACAGGGAAAUGACCAAAUUAAAACAGGAGUUGCAGGCAGCUGGGUCUAGGAAAAGAGUGGAUAAAGCCAUGAUGGCUCAGCCCCAUGUUGUCAGUAGGAUGGUGGAGGCUGUCAUACAAACUAGAGACCAAAUGGUGGGAGACCACGUGGAUGUUGCUGAUUCGUCAGUGGGAAACCAUCUGCAGACAAGCAGCAUCGGCACCUCCUGCAGACCUGCCAUGCGGAGCACGGCUGCGGGCCCCGAGCUCCUGAUGAACCGAUGGCUGGUGAGGGAGAGGGCAGAGGUGCAAGAUCAGAGCACAGGGAGGUCCAUGGAGCUGCAUGAUAAGUCAGUGGGCACAGAGACAAGUGUUUGUGAGACAGGCAUCAACACGGUGGAGCCGUCAGAGGUGCCCAGCCCUUGCCAGAUAGCACAGGCACAGGUUGGAGCAGUGAGGUCUGUGGGCUGCGGGGACUGCUCGGUGGAUGUGGUGGUUUGUGUGCCCAAGGAACAUGUGUCCCGUGAAACAGCCACAGAGGCUGUUCCCAGGACAGAGGCAAUGGUGAUGGCUGUGCCUUCCACAGCUAGCCAGCAAACCAGCACUGCUUUGGAGAUGGUGAGCCAGUGCACCAGCACAGAGGUGGCCUGCCUGGCAGACUGUGGGACUAACACCAGUGUGAGCAGCUGUGAUAAGCAGACCAGCACGGACGGUGUGGAGCUGCGGAGUGUGGCGGUAGGGGAUGGCCGGGUGAAGGACAUACACGCGUCUGCUAAGACACGUUCGGUUGGAGUGGGCACUGUACUCUCUAGCCACCCUGGCUUUGAAAAGCCUUCUGCAAUAAAAACCAAAGACUGUGGCAUUGGACAGAUAAGUGUUCAUGAGAACUACCUGGUUGGUCUGAAAAUGAGAAGCAUUGCUUGUGGGCCCCCUCCAUUGCCAGUUGUCCCAGCCAGCACCAGGAGCAUAGGUGUUGGGGAAGAGUCUGUGUGCAACCCAGUCAGUAGUCAGCUGGAGAGCCCUCUGCCUCCGUCUGAGCUGAGGACAGGCUUGGAUCACUACAUUGAACGUGUGCAGAAGCUGCUGCAGGAACAGCAGAUGCUGCUUGCUGAAAAUUACAGUGAGUUGGCAGAAGCCUUUGGGGAGCCCCACUCCCAGAUUGGAUCUCUCAAUUCACAACUCAUAAGUACCCUCACCUCCAUCAACUCUGUCAUGAAAUACGCCAGUACAGAGGAGCUGCGGAGCCUGGACCUUCAGAAGCAGUGCAUGGAGAGAAGCACCCCAUCAGGUGCUACUUUGGAGUACAUCCCUCAUGGCCAGCUUGCAAACACCCACUUAACUUCAAAUUUGCGAUCGCUGAAGUUGGAGCAGGACACUGUGCCCACUCAGGAGGAGAGGAAGACCCCCCUGGUGGAAGCUGCUCGGGGAAGGAAGUCUUUUUCUUCUCAGGAUAAAGCUCUCACUCCAAUUAACCUGACAGAUGACCAGCUUGCCUCAGGUCUCUAUGUAUGUACGAAUAAUGAGAACACACUAAAAUCUAUCAUGAAGAAAAGAGAUGGGAAGAAGGAUUUGAGCAACACCAAGAAGAACCUUCAGUUUGUUGGCAUUAAUGGCGGGUAUGAGACCACAUCCAGCGAUGACUCCAGCUCCGAGGAGAGCUCCUCCUCAGAUUCAGAGGAGGAGUGUGAGAGCCACGAGUACCCCUGCAACCAGCAGCCCACCCCCCACACCGCGGAGGUCUGCGCCGUGGGGGCAGAGAAGGAUCGUCCCCUCCCAGAGAGUGAGGCUGAGGAGGUGGAAAUCAGAGAGAGGUACGAGCUAAGUGAAAAGAUGCUUUCUGCCUGUAACCUGCUGAGAAACAACGUUGAUGACCCCAAGGCAUUAAACAACAAAGAUGUGAGGUUUUGUUUAAAUACCAUCCAGCAUGAAUGGUUUCGUGUCUCGAGUCAGAAGUCAGCUGUCCCUGAAAUGGUUGGAGACUACAUAACUGCUUUUGAAGAGAUCUCUCCCGCUGUCCUCAGACAUAUCAUCAACAUGGCAGAUGGAAAUGGAAACACAGCUCUGCAUUACAGUGUCUCACAUUCUAACUUUGAAAUUGUAAAGCUUCUUCUGGAUGCAAAUGUCUGUAAUGUAAAUCAUCAGAACAAGGCUGGUUAUACCCCCAUCAUGCUUGCUGCACUUGCAGCUGUGGAAGCAGAGAAGGACAUGAGGAUAGUGGAGGAACUGUUCAGCUGUGGGGACGUGAAUGCUAAAGCCAGCCAGGCUGGUCAGACUGCACUGAUGCUAGCUGUGAGCCAUGGCCGGAUAGACAUGGUUAAAGCUUUACUGGCCUGUGGUGCAGAUGUCAAUAUCCAGGAUGAUGAGGGCUCUACGGCUCUGAUGUGUGCUAGUGAGCAUGGACAUGUGGAGAUUGUUAAGCUUCUGCUGGCUCAGCCUGGGUGUAACAGCACCCUGGAGGACAAUGAUGGCAGCACAGCGCUUUCAAUAGCCCUGGAAGCUGGACAUAAGGACAUAGCAGUUCUCCUCUAUGCCCAUGUCAACUUUUCCAAAACCCAGUCACCGGGCACUCCUAGGCUUAGCAGAAGGACAUCUCCUGGUCCCACCCACAGAGCCACAUUUGAGUAG